Molecule: messenger RNA, 2507 nt
Organism: Neodiprion fabricii
Lineage: Eukaryota; Metazoa; Arthropoda; Insecta; Hymenoptera; Diprionidae
Gene: MED17
Product: mediator of RNA polymerase II transcription subunit 17
Exons: 9
Coding region: 393-2354 (653 amino acids)
Biological process (GO): regulation of transcription by RNA polymerase II
Cellular component (GO): core mediator complex; mediator complex
Molecular function (GO): transcription coregulator activity
Source: RefSeq, a predicted model, not a curated record
UUUUGCGACACUUGCUAACCACAGCAACAUUUGUUAUUCUUAUUCUGUGGCUCCAAAUAGUUCUUUUGAUGGAAAUUGGACUUUAAUCCACCCAAUGAAAUAAUUAUUCAUUUCACAAAAUAAAUAGGAUUGGACUUAUAAAUGCAAGGGUGCGUACCCGUGGUGCGCAUAUUGAAACGCUUUAUAUCCUCAGUCAACGCUUGAAGGAAUGUAGAUUGCAUCAUCGGUGAUGAUACGAAUAAAGGAAUUUGCUAAACAAUUGCGUAUAAAACCGCUUGUUCGACGCAAGUUCGACACUCCUAUCGCAUUCUAAUAUACUUCAGUCGAUCUAUCGAACUACCCGCUGACAAUUGAAAUACUCAAGUUUAGAAAUCUGGCACCAUCGAACAAUAAUGGCGUAUUCUGUGAAUAUAUCAGUCGAAGCACCAAUAGAAAAUCAAAUCCAAGAAAUUACCUACGAUGGACAAGAGAUAUAUCAAGCGCCACUCACUCUGUCCGAAAACUUGGCAAAGAUUGCGCAAAAAAUUGACUUCAGUAAAUCUAAUGGCGAUGAAGUAAAAAAGGAACCACCUGAGGGUGGAGAAAAAAGUGAAGAUGAUUCUAAGGAUCCAGCAGCAUUUCAGUCGUCCCUGUGGCCCUGGGAUAGUGUCAGAAAUAAAUUAAGAAACGCCCUCACAGAAGUUUGCGUUCUAGCUGACGUUCUUUCAAUAGUGAAGGAAAAAAAGUACAUGGUUUUAGAUCCUGUACCCCAAGAAGUACCUGAUGUUAAACCUAUGGUGCAAGUCUAUGCUAGAAAAAAAGCUCUGUCAGGUGCUGGACAGGUGCUUCUUUUUGGUGCUGAGAGGUUGAGAAAUUGCCAAAAUGAAUUGGCCAGAAGUCGAGCAACUCCUGACUUUCAUAUCGAACUUUUAAGACUCAGGCAGAACUGGCGGCUCAAAAAAGUUUCCAAUUCUAUUAUUGGCGAUCUUAGCUACCGCACAGCUGGAUCCAAGUAUACACAGACUGGCAUGUUUGAAGUGACAAAAGCUGAGGAGGAGGAGAAGGUUUGGAGCAGUCCACCUGCAUCACCGAAUCCCAAUUCUAGCAGCUCAUCAAAUUCCACACCCUCGCAAUCACAUACUUCCUCAAAUUCCAAGGUUAAUCCUUCAGCGCUUAGGGUUACCAUACCGAGUGAACUGCAAGGGGUUGCGUACAUUGAAGUUCUUUGUCAAAAGGACCAGGAGGAUUUAUGCAGUGCCAAUAUCAGCCUCUUAAACGGUGGCACGAAUAGCUCUAACGCAGAUAUGCACUGGCAACAGAAACUGGAAGCUGCUCAAAACGUUUUAUUCUGUAAAGAAUUGUUUAGCCAACUAGCAAGGGAAGCUGUACAUCUACGAGCUCCUAUCCCUCACAUGGUUGUUGGCAAUCAGAUCAUGGCAACGGUUCUCCCAGGCAUACAACUCAUCAUUGGCUUGUGCCACAGUACAGGCAAUGAUAAGAAACCUUCGGCACCACCGCCACAAAAAACAGAGCAUGACCAUGUACUGGAACAUUCGUUGCAUCAAUUGCUGCGUGAAGUUCACCACAAAAAUACACAUCAUUCAUUUCCUCAUCCAUCUUCAGGUCCUAUAGGUCCAAGUAAAAGACGCUGUUUGGCAGGUCCAAAUGCUGCAGACAGAUAUGAACUACUGGAGAUGACAAAGAGCCAAACAUUGUUGGAGCAGAUAAUUCAGCAAGCUCAACAUUUCUUUAUGCGGCUAAGGACAGAGUACGUCUUGGAUACGAUAGCAAAAGAAGUUAAAGACCCAUUAAUAGUUUCGCACUGGAAUGCUCUCAAUUCUCCGACCCAGUCUUGUGUCAAAAUUAAUAUUUUGACGCACGGUUACGACACCGUUUGUCGGACGUCGCUAGUUGUACACGUGGGUGAGAAGUCUCUGAAAUGCGUAUGCAGGGAUGGACGAGUGAUGCACAUGAGUUACGAACCUCAGGAAUUACGAGAUCUCAUUUUUUGUCAAAUCUACCAACAUCAGAUAACAGCUGUCCAAGCAUUGGCCAAGUGUAUGGGCUGGCAGUUCUUAGCUAAUAGUUCUCAUUUGGGACUCGGGGCUGUUGAGCCGCUUGGUAACGCCAGUAGCUGUAUACUAGCAUCGCCUAUAGGAGAUAGAAUGAUUGCAGUCAGAUGCGAGCCACAGACUGGGGUUCAAGUUGGAAUAGCACAUUCACCAAGAAAAGAUUUCUUUCCCGGACAAUUAGUGAGAGAGCGAAAAUGGGAGAACUUGGGUGGUUCGUUCAAAGAAGUUAGGUGGGACAAGAUGGAGGGUAAAAAUUUUUUGAAUAAAAUGGAGCUGUUGAUGGCAUCGCUGACAAGUUCUUAACUCUCGAGGAUUAUACGAGUGUUACAUUAAAUUAAACUUAGGCAUAGACAGUAAACUCUAUUCAACGUAGUUAAAUAUUAUGUGAUUGUGAUGGUGAGGAGUGAGCAUUGCAUAUUAGUUAAUCAAUAAAUUUAUAUACAUCUUUUUCUCUAA